CCGCAUACAUUAAAAUAUGUGGCAAUCUGUUUUAAAUAAUAUUGGGUUAGGAUCACCCGAAGAUUAUGUUCAACCUCGUUUAUCUAUAGGAAAUACUGUAGCAAAUCAAGAAUUAUCUAUAGGACAUUUUACAGUGCAAGUGGAUGCUCAAGCAUUGGCUUUGAUUAUUAGAAACAUGCAUGGACGUAUUAUUUGGAAAUCUCUUCAUAAUCAACCUUUUCUUUCUUUUACUGUUGGCAAAGACAAGAUAACGAAUGGUGAUAAUGGAGUAUUUAAAGUGACAGAAAUAGAUGAAAGGUCAACACGUCUUCAAACAAUUACAAAAAUAGUUCGAGAAAAUGAUUCAACUAUUAAAAUUUAUGGUGGUCUUGGUAUCAAGCUUGUUCCUACAACUCAUAUGGAUUAUGUCUUUACUCUUGAAGCUAUAUCAAACCGUCAGCUUCGAUUCUCGGUAGAAAUCUUACAUCGUGAUCCUAUUAUGGAGGAUUUCAAUCGAAUUCUCUUGACUUAUGAAAGUAGAGCGGAUGAACACUUUUAUGGUUUUGGUGAACAAUUUUCAUUUGCUUCCUUGAAGGGUCAAAAAGUUCCAAUUCUUGUUCGAGAGCAAGGUGCUGGACGUGGUGCACCUGCAACUUCUUCACUUAAAGAAGCUGCAUUCAGUAUUUUAGGUACUUACGGUCUAACGGAUAAUUUUGCUACGUAUGCAUCUGUUCCACAGUAUAUUUCAAGUGAUAUUCGCUCUUUAUUCCUGGAGAAUUCUGAAUACAUGAGUUUUGACAUGACACGGCCAGAUCGUGUCACUAUUCGUUUAGAAUCCAAUAAAAUGAAAGGUCGAAUUUUGGAUGGUAAAACAAUGCUUGACCUUUUGUCAGAGUAUACUUCUUAUUCGGGCAGAAUGCUGCGUUUACCAGAUUGGGUCUCUGAAGGUGUCAUUGCCGGUAUUCAAGGAGGAAAAGAAAAAAUAAAGGAUAUCAUUCAACAUUUACAUGAACACAGUAUUCCUAUUGCAGCUAUUUUCAUUCAAGAUUGGACAGGUCAACGUUUACAGGAUGCAGGAAAGGGUAUGCAAUUCACACGUCAUUGGUGGAAUUGGGAAAGUGACGAUGAUCUUUAUCCUGAUUGGGAGGAGUUUGUACAUGAAUUAAUAAAGAGUGGGAAAGACGAAAGGAAAGUUCGUGUCUUGACUUAUGUCAAUCCACUCUUAUCAAAUGUGAGCAUAAAGCCUCGUUAUAAGAGAAAUUUAUUUGUUGAAGCUCGAGAAAAGGGCUAUUUGGUGAAGACCAUAAAGCCCGCAUCUUCCGAAUAUCAUCAAGAAGAAGAAACCUUAUCUAUUCGAUUUGGAUUAGAUUUAGAAGCUGGCAUCCUGGAUUUAACAAAUCCUGAAGCACGUACAUGGUUUAAGCAAAUUUUAAAGGACCAAGUCUGGAACUCUGGGAUUUCAGGUAUGAUGGUUGAUUUUGGCGAACAUUUACCAUAUGAUGAUCAAAAAAUCGUAUUACACUCGGGAGAAAUAGCAUCUACUCAUCAUAAUCAUUAUCCAGAAGAGUGGGCUCAACUACAUCAAGAAGUCAUAAUUGAACUUGGAAAAGAAAAUGAAGCUGUAUGUUUCUUUCGCUCUGGUUUUACACAGUCUCCUGGACAUAUGAAUUUAUUUUGGGCAGGAGACCAGAAUGUUACUUGGGAUCAGCAUUAUGGAAUUAAAAGUGCAGUGAUAGGCAUGCUUUCUGGUGGAUUCUCUGGAUUUUCAAUUACACAUUGUGAUAUAGGCGGUUAUAAUACUUUAUCAACCUCUAUUCCAGGCAUGAGUAUGAUUCGUAUGAGGGAGCUACUCUAUAGGUGGAUGGAACUUGCUGUAUUUACAGCAGCAUUCAGAACCUCUGAAGGUAUCAUUCCUUCAUUAAAUGCUCAGUUUUAUGAUGAUGAUGAGUCUUAUGAGCAUUUUGCACAUACUGCAAAAUUAUUUAUCGUGAUUUCAAAAUACCGAAAGAUGGUCCUUGAAGAAGCUUAUGAAAAAGGAUGGCCACUUUUACGUCACCCGGUAUUUUAUUACCCAAAUGACAGUAUCGUUCGUGAAUUGACAUAUCAGCAAUUUAUGGUGGGCAGUUCAAUGAUGGUAGCACCCGUACUUGCUCCAUCUACAGCUUAUGUCAAAGUGUAUUUCCCUAAAGACGCUCAGAGAAUUAGUUGGCGUCAUAUUUGGACUGGUAGGUACUAUGCUGGUGAUGGUACUUAUAAGACAGUAGAUGCUCCUAUUGGACAACCUGCUAUUUUCAUAAAGGAGCCAAGAGACGAUGAUGGUUUACUUAAUGAUCUAUUAGAAUAUGCAACAACUUAUUAUCAGAGAAAGGCUAAACCUGUUAGCAGAUAAGCAAGUAGAGCCUAUUUUAUUUUCUACUAGCAGUACAUCUUUUAUUUAUGAAUGCUCUUUUUUAUUUUUUAUUUAUUUUAUUUUAUUUUAUUUUAU
Molecule: messenger RNA, 2464 nt
Organism: Cokeromyces recurvatus
Lineage: Eukaryota; Fungi; Mucoromycota; Mucoromycetes; Mucorales; Mucoraceae
Product: glycosyl hydrolases family 31-domain-containing protein
Exons: 8
Coding region: 17-2368 (783 amino acids)
Biological process (GO): carbohydrate metabolic process
Molecular function (GO): carbohydrate binding; hydrolase activity, hydrolyzing O-glycosyl compounds
Source: RefSeq, a predicted model, not a curated record